GCUUCCGCCUCCAGUCCGGGUUCAGACCAACAUGGCGGCUGUACAAUGACGGUCUCUCCAGUUUAAACUGAAAUUAUAUUAUUAAUGUUUACUCAAUGAAACAUUUUAGAAACGUUUCUGUUUGUUAAAACCCUCAGUCGGUGACCGGGUGUUUCUAAUUAGUAUUAAAACCCAGACUGAUCCUGGUGGACCGUUGGUCUGACCCAGCUGCAGCAGACCUUCAGAGACAUGGAGAAGUUUGGGAUGAGUUUUGGGGGCAGUUCCGGAAGAAAGGAGCUACUGGACACCAUUGAGUCCCAGAAGAAGCAGCUGGUCCAGUACCAGACCCGCUUCAAAGACGUGGUCCAGGCCUAUAAGAGUCUUCUCAAGGAGAAGGAGGCUCUGGAGGCAAGUUUUAAGGUCUUGGCUGUGACCCAGGAGGUGGAGCUCAACCAACAAUGCCAGGACACCAGAACCACCUUAGACCUCCAAGAUGACGGCUCCUCUCUGCACAGUGAGGACAGUGUGGACACUGCAGUCUCUGUGGACAUGUCCAGUGAGACCACCCGAGAUGACCAGGGGGAAAAGGACCAGGGAGAACCGGGAUCUAGGUCCAGUUCCCUGACCCGGAGGUCUGAUUCCAGCACCGGUGGCUCAGAUAACUGCGGUAUGGGGGUGGAGCCACGUCAGCAGGCCACACCCCCUCCCAGCACAGAGGUGGACCGUCGACUCGCCCAGUUAAAGAAACAACUGAGCACACUCACAAGCGCCCUCGCCACAGUGACGCACGAGAAGUCUCGAAUGGAGGCCAGUUUUCAGGCUGAUAAGCGCCAGCUGAAACAGGAAAUGGAGGAGCUCCAGGACCGCCUGGUUGCUGUGACAACACAGCAGGAGGUGGAGCUGUGCGCCCUCCAGCAGCAGUUGGCUGAGGGCCGUGCUCGCAUCAUCACGCAGCAGCACGAGAGGGAGCAAGAGCAGGGCGACCACGUCCAGCAGCUAAGGGAGCUGCAGAGGAUCCUACAGCAGGAGAGAGACCUGCGACAGAACGCGGAGCUCCGCCUGCAAGACGCCAACGCCACUCUCCUCAUGACAUCACAGGCCGUGGAUCGGGGGGCGGAGUCAGAGGCUCACCUGAACCAGGUGAGGGAGGACAGAGACGAGCUCAGGAAGAGGCUGCUGGCUGUCGAGGAGGACCAGAAGAAACCAGAUCCCAGAGUGAAUGAACUGCAACAGGAGCUGACGGAGCUGAAAAAACACUUCCAGCAGCAGAUUCACCUCGAGACCACAAAGGCCUGCGAGGUGGAGGUUCGACUCCUGGAGCGCGCUCAUGCUGCAGAGGCGAGGGUCGCCGGUCUGGAGCAGAGAAUCUCCGAACUUUCAGAGCUUCUGGGUUCCUGUGAGAAGACGAGGCAGAGAGACCAGCAGACAGCUCAGAGACUCAGAGACCGGAUCCUGCAGCUGGACACGGAGAACAAGACGUUGGCCAGCAGGAUGACUUCUGACCUCGGCGUGGAUGAGUCUCAGCUGGACAUCUGCGUGCUGAAGGAGAAGCUGGAGAAGCUGAAGAAGCUGUUGGUCCUGGCAGCUCAGAGGAACCCAAACCAGAUCAUCCAGGACCUGGUGGACACCCAGGCGGAGUUGGGCGGAGACAAAGCCUCGUUGCUCCAGCAGCAGGAGCUUCAGCAGCUCAAAGACGAGUUUGAGCGCUACAAGCUGCGAGCACAGGUUGUGCUGAAGAACAAAAACGCCAAAGAUGGCUCUCAGGCCAAAGAGCUGGAGGAGGUCCGGGACCAGCUGUCCGAACUAAGGGAGAAGUACAUCAACCUGCGGAUCCAGAGCGACGAGGCCGAGACCCGACACCGCCGCCGGCUGGAGGAGGUGCAGCAGCAGUCGGCGGGGCUGCAGCACACUCACAAACAGGAAGUGGAACGGACUGAGGUGGCGCACCGCGACGACCUGCUGCGACUGGAAGAGGAGCUUCACAAACAGAGAGAGAGGACAAUGGCGCUGCUGAACGAGAAGGACCAGGAGCUGGAGAGGCUGCGUGCCGCGGUGCCGACCUGCACCAACGACACUGACAGGACGGCCGACAACAUGCAGGAGUCUGGCCUGGAGACCGAGGGUGACAUCAUCAGUCAGGCUCUGCGGUGGCCGACGCCCACCGAGCCCACGCUGCUGCUGUACGCUGAACAGCUGGCCAGGAAGGAGGUGGAGGUGGGAAACCUGCGGCGGCAGAAGCACCGGCUGGAGGACGACGUCCACCAGCUGCAGGCUAGGCUCAUUGCGAAGGGGGAGCGGCACGACGAGGAGGCGUCCGCACUGCGAGGACAACUGGACAAACUGAUCAGAGAUCAAAGCAGAGAGGGCGCCAACAUGGAGUACCUGAAGAACGUCACUUACAAGUUUCUGACCCUGCAGGACGCCAGCGGGAGGCAGCAGACGCUCAAUGCCAUCCUGACCAUCCUGCACUUCAGUCCACAGGAGAAGACCACCGUCAUGGGGCUGCAAAGCGCCACGUGGUGGAACAACAAGAGGUAGAACAUCUGGAUCAGAGUCCACAGAGCCACCAGGUGGACCACCACCUGGAUCAGAGUCCACCGCACCUUCUGCUGGAGCAACAUUUAUAGCAGAGUCCACCGGGCCCCCUGGUGGACCAACAAGAGGCGGGGCAUUUGGAAAUCAAAAUUGACAGUAGAUGGGAGUCUGGUUUAUUUCUCUCUCUCUAUAUAUAUAUAUAUAUAUAUAUAUUAUACACACACGCAAUACUGAUUUGUUUUGUCUCAUUUCUAUGUUGUGAAAUGAAGAUUUAAUUGAUUUGAACUAAGUGAUGUUUCAUGUCACAUUUGUGACAUGAUGAGUCAUGUCUUCUUACGAUAAACUUUCAUCAAGAGAACACAAUGCAUCAUUUUGAUCAAUAUGUAACAAAAUAAAAAAAGUUUGACUUUCAAAUCCAAACAUUUACAGAUGUUUUGAGAAGAAAGAAAAGUUAAACCACAUUAAUAGUUCAAUAAACACUAUAAAAAAAAA
Gasterosteus aculeatus aculeatus (three-spined stickleback) is the source of this 3006-nucleotide messenger RNA. RefSeq names its product GRIP and coiled-coil domain containing 1 (gene gcc1). The record is from RefSeq and is a predicted model, not a curated record. Gene Ontology annotation, cellular component: Golgi apparatus. NCBI's taxonomy places the organism in Eukaryota, Metazoa, Chordata, Actinopteri, Perciformes, Gasterosteidae.